This is a messenger RNA of Alosa alosa (allis shad), 2011 nucleotides long. RefSeq names its product sialomucin core protein 24-like. The coding region runs from base 136 to 1185 and encodes 349 amino acids. The record is from RefSeq and is a predicted model, not a curated record. The transcript has 4 exons. Lineage: Eukaryota; Metazoa; Chordata; Actinopteri; Clupeiformes; Clupeidae.
CGGUGUCUGAUCUUUAGGGAGUGGAGUAUAAUCAGUAAGAAGUAUAGAGGGGAAAGGACAACAGGAGUUCUUAGUGAAUGAGACACCAAGUUCCUGGUUGGACUUUCCUGGACUUUCUCAUAUUACUUUUACAACAUGACAAUGACCAUGAAAAUAAUCACUCAAAGGCUCCUUUUCCUGACUUAUAUACUUCUAUUGAGCACGGCUGGUAAUGUUGCCAAAGACAGUGACCCCACGACAAUAAACCCACAACCAGCAACUGACAAAUCUAUGAUGACAACUGGACUUACAACAGAAAUCGGUACCCGUCCUCCUUCUACACCUGAGAGUUCAACUGUUGCCACAUCAAGCCACACAACCACAAGCACCGCCAUCACCACCACGACCACCUCCAUGCCACCCUCAAUGUCCACUACCCAGACCAAGUCAACAACAGUGACUUCUCAGCCCAGCUCAACAUCGCCACAGCCGUCCACAGCCACAACAGGGAGCACAGUGGUUCAAACCACACAAUCCACCAGCAGCAAAAGUGCAACUACUGGCUCUACACCCAGUGUGAGUUCAACUACAACUACUGGCCCUACACCCAGCGUGACUUCAACUACAACUACUGGCUCUACACCCAGUGUGAGUUCAACUACAACUACUGGCUCUACACCCAGUGUGACUUCAACUACAACUACUGGCUCUACACCCGGUGUGACUUCAACUACAACUACUGGCUCUACACCCGGUGUGACUUCAAAUACUAGCUCUACACCCAAUGUGACUGAUACCACAACCAACUCAUCCAACACAACAGCAAUUAAUCCUGGUAUAAGUGGUGGGCUGAACUCUUCAGAGAUGGCACUGACUGUGGUCUUAGGUAUUGUUCUUGGGGUGGUUGCGCUUGCGAUAAUAGUUUACACCCUUAGAAAGCGCAGACAAAGAAUGCUCCCAUUCACUCAUCAGAGACUCUACUGUAGAGAUGACACAGUGGACUUGUUUGCACCUCCUGAUGACACACUGGUCAUUUCUGGUGGGCUCUACGAUGGAACACAGAGGAAUCCUGAUGGAGAUGUCACCAUGGACCACUCGUUUUCAGGUCAGCCUGCUCGAUUGCGACUAGAAUUCCUAAACGAUGGGACGGAGAGGACCCCAAAUCAGGCUUCAACUUUCGCGACUUUCCCAUCUCAGUGGUCUUGAAUUGAAUGAGCAUGGGCUCUUGUGGAUGGAAUAUGGAACUUUGGUCCAAGGCAUCAUGAUUCCUUCCAGGGUAAUGAGAGCUGAAGCUUUUCAUUUAAAGCCGAUUUAAACCUUUGAUCCCUGAGACUUUGAAUUGAGUAUGGUGACAUGCAGGAUUGUGGCAUUUAGAAAAUUAUUUGUGACUGCAUUCCAUACUGUAUGCUAUGCUCAUCAAACAAGCAAGAAAUAAGGGGAUACUGUAAGCAAUGUAUAUGCACAACCUAAGUAAGAUGGCUGAUGAUUGCCAGACAAGGAUAAACACUUCUUUGCCUUAAUCAACAUUAUUUAGUCUGAUUACAGGGCCUGUGGUUGCAAACAAAUGACACAGUCACAUUUGAAGUUAGAACGUUAUGACAAAUUAGCUUACAAAUGGUGACUGAUGCUGAUGCAACUCCAUACUCAAAGAGCCGACUAAUCACCAGCACAUGCCAUAUACUGUAUGUAGGGUUUAAGACAAUACAGUAAACCAACUAUGUUAAAUGUGUUUAUUAUGAUAAAUAACAGCUAAUAUAAAAACAAAAACAUUUGGAUUAAAUGUCAUUUCAGUGCUAAUGGUAACAAAAUGGAAAAAAUACUGGAUAGUAAAUAGUCACGUGUACAACAGAUUGUGUAAACAGAUCAGUAAUUGUUUAUACGGACACAUAAAUAAGUAAAUAAAUAAGCAUAUAUAUAUAUCAUGCAUUUGCAUAAACUGUAAAUAUAUUGCUGUGAACCGAAUCAAGUAAAUAACUGUAAUAACAAAGUGCAAUAACUGUAAAUAGUCCAGUAAAUAAAUGUUUAAAACCUC